UUCUCCCCGGCGCGCUUCUCCCGGGCGCGGCUCUCCCGCCUGUGUCCCCGCGGCUCCCGGGCGCGGCCACGCUGAAACAGCAGCUCCUGUCCGUGCCGGCGCGCAGCCGCCGCCUCAGUGCCCCCCGGGCCGUUAUUCGCCGUUGGCAGAAAGCGCGGCUGCUGCCGGGAAGCCGCGUGGAGCACCGGCACGUGCCCGGCUCGGUCUGCGCCGCACCGGGGCCCGGCGGGGUGCGGCCCUGCUGAGGCGCCGGCUGCCUCGGCAGAGGCGCCCUGCUUCCUUCCGCUCGCAGCGGUAAUUCGGAGCGGUUUCCAUCGCCGCUCACAGGAAGCCGCAUGCGAGCAGCGAUGGCCCGGCAGAUCAGCCGGAUUAUGCGCCCAGACGAUGCCAACAUCGCAGGGAAUGUUCACGGGGGAACCAUCCUGAAGAUGAUCGAGGAGGCGGGAGCCAUCAUCAGCACCCGCCACUGCAAUUCCCAGGCCGGGGAGCCCUGUGUGGCUGCACUGGCACGGGUGGAGCGGACGGACUUCCUGUCGCCCAUGUGCAUCGGCGAGGUGGCCAACGUCAGUGCCGAGAUCACCUACACCUCCCGGCACUCUGUGGAGGUCCAGGUCAACGUCAUGUCUGAAAACAUUUUAACAGGGGCAAAGAAGGUGACGAACAAGGCGACACUGUGGUAUGUGCCACUGUCCCUGAAGAACGUGAAUAAGGUCCUUGAGGUUCCCCCCAUCCAGUAUGCGAGAAAGGAGCAGGAGGAUGAGGGGAAGAAGCGCUAUGAGGAGCAAAAGCUGGAUCGACUGGAAACUAAGCAGAGAAAUGGUGAUGUGAUCUUACCUGUCAUCAACCCAGACAGGCAGACGAAAGAGCCACACACCGUUGGCUACAGCCAGUCCAGCCUGAUCCACCUGGUGGGCCCGUCAGACUGCACACUGCUGGGCUUUGUGCAUGGAGGUGUCACCAUGAAGCUCAUGGAUGAGGUUGCUGGGAUUGUGGCUGCCCGCCACUGCAAGACCAACAUUGUCACUGCCUCGGUGGAUGCCAUCAACUUCCACGAGAAGAUCAAAAAAGGCUGUGUCAUCACUGUCUCAGGACGUAUGACAUUCACAAGCAAUAAGUCCAUGGAAAUAGAGGUGUUUGUGGAUGCUGACCCAUUUGUGGAUGAGCCUCGGGAGCGGUACCGUGCCGUCAGCGCCUUCUUCACCUACGUGUCCCUGAGCAAGGAGGGGAAGCCCCUGCCUGUCCCGCAGCUGCUGACGGAGACGGAGGACGAGAAGCGCCGCUUCGAGGAAGGGAAGGGCAGGUACCUGCAGACCAAAGCCAAGCGGCAGGCGCAGCUGCAGCAGGCUGCCCAGCAGUGACCUGCGUGCCACCAGCGCCCCCCAAACAUACCGGUUGUUCCCGUUCGUUUUGUGUCCGGCCCGCGCCAGCCCCGUGCCUCCGCCCGCCCCAGCCUGCUGCCGGCCCCACCGCUUUGCUGCUGCUGGGCUCAGCGCCGCACGCCUCGUGCUUCAGGUGGCCGAAGCUCCCCGAAAACCCCCAAGGAGUCUUCCCAAGGCACUCGCCAUCUGCCUGCAGAGCCGUUGUUGCUGUUCGAUCCCGCUGGCGAGGCUCCUGCCCGAUUCAGAGCCAGGAUGGAGGCGUGUGGCGGCUCGAGGGGCGCGUGGGGCCGCGAGUCUUUGUGCUGCUGUGUUCGACUCGCCGGUUUGUCCUACCAUGCACACCAAAGCUUUCGUCCGCGCCGCGCCGGGGCCGCACUGAAUGUCUGUGACAUCUCUAGGUAGUUCUCUGUGCGCAUCUAAGUUAUUUAAGGAAUCCUGUGGCAUAAAUAAAAAUCUGUUUCAUUGA
This is a messenger RNA of Passer domesticus (house sparrow), 1845 nucleotides long. RefSeq names its product acyl-CoA thioesterase 7 (gene ACOT7). NCBI's taxonomy places the organism in Eukaryota, Metazoa, Chordata, Aves, Passeriformes, Passeridae. The transcript is spliced from 10 exons. The record is from RefSeq and is a predicted model, not a curated record. Gene Ontology annotation, biological process: palmitic acid biosynthetic process; acyl-CoA metabolic process. Gene Ontology annotation, cellular component: extracellular exosome; nucleoplasm; cytosol. Bases 336 to 1358 code for a protein of 340 amino acids.